This is a messenger RNA of Heteronotia binoei (common prickly gecko), 5089 nucleotides long. It is a transcript of the gene B3GALNT2, whose product is annotated as beta-1,3-N-acetylgalactosaminyltransferase 2. Gene Ontology annotation, molecular function: hexosyltransferase activity. Gene Ontology annotation, cellular component: membrane. The record is from RefSeq and is a predicted model, not a curated record. The coding region runs from base 155 to 1657 and encodes 500 amino acids. The transcript has 12 exons. Lineage: Eukaryota; Metazoa; Chordata; Lepidosauria; Squamata; Gekkonidae.
CCCUGCUCGGGGCGGGACUCUAGCACCCGCCCUCCCGCCUGCAGGAGGGGAGCUGGGGAACAGACGGCUGGGGAGCCCUUGUUGUCCCUCCGGGUCACUCUGUCCCUGAGAAGAGAGGCCGCCGCCACGGCUGGGAGGGGGCCGCCGGCGGCCAAUGCGAAAUUGGUUGGUGCUUCUGUGCCCGUGUGCGGUCGGGGUCGUGCUGCACCUCUGGCUGCUGCUCCUCAGCUGCCCGGCUGGUGGCCCCGGGAAGCAGCACCCGGCAGGUCUACUGGCUUUCUUUCCUCACUGGAAACCGAAGCAUUAUGAUGUCAUUGUAGGGGUACUGUCUGCAAGACACAAUGAAGAGUUGCGUAAUGUUAUAAGAAGCACUUGGUUCAGGCAUCUGAAGCAGCAUCCAGGAUUGAAUCAACGUGUCCUGGUGAAGUUCAUAAUUGGUUCACGUGGAUGUGAUGUGCCGGUGGAAGAUCGAGAAGAUCCUUAUUCAUGCAGACUUUUGAAUAUCACCAACCCAGUCCUGAAUCAAGAAAUUGAAGCAUUCACUUUGCCAGAGGAUCAUACUUCGGUGCUUUCGGAAGACAGAGUUGUCAGUGUACAUUUCAAAGUCCUUUACCCAAUUGUUAUCACAAGUCUCGGGGUGUUCUAUGAUGCUAAGGGUGUAGGAUUCCAGAGAAACAUCACAGUGAAGCUGUACCAAGCAGAACAGGAGGAGGCACUCUUCAGUGCUCGUUUUAGUCCUCCUAGUUGCGGGAUACAAGUGAACAGACUUUGGUACAAACCUGUAGAACAGUUCAUUCUGCCUGAGAGUUUUGAAGGCACUAUUGUCUGGGAAAGCCAGGAUCUGCAAGGUCUCGUGUCUAGAAAUCUUCACAAAGUGAUGGUGAAUGAUGGAGGAGGUGUCUUCAGAAUCACUACGGCAGGGGAAGGAUCAUUGCCACAUGAAUUUACACAGGGUGUGGAGGGGAUCGCAGGUGGUUUUAUUUACACAAUUCAAGAAGGAGAGGCCCUUUUACAAAGUUUGCAGAGUCGCCCUGAAAGGAUUAUGCAUCAUGUAAAUAAACUUGAAGAGGAAGAUGCCUUAUUGAAGGAUGAAAGUAACACUUAUGAUGAUAUUGUUUUUGUUGACGUUGUUGACACAUACAGAAAUGUUCCAGCUAAAUUAUUAAACUUCUAUCGAUGGACAGUAGAAUCAGCAAGCUUCAACGUAUUGCUGAAAACAGACGAUGACUGCUACAUAGAUUUAGAGGCUGUGUUCAACAGAAUAAAGCUUAAAAAUUUGGGCAGACCAAAUACUUGGUGGGGAAAUUUCAGAUUAAACUGGGCAGUUGAUCGGACAGGGAAGUGGCAAGAACUGGAGUAUCCAAGUCCUGCAUAUCCAGCCUUUGCUUGUGGGUCUGGUUAUGUUAUCUCCAAAGACAUUGUAGAAUGGCUUGCAAGCAAUUCAGAAAGACUAAAGAUAUAUCAGGGAGAAGAUGUAAGUAUGGGUAUUUGGAUGGCAGCAAUUGGGCCAAAACGAUAUCAGGACAAUUUGUGGUUAUGCGAGAAGACAUGUGAGAGUGGUAUGCUAUCUUCUCCUCAGUAUUCUCCACAGGAACUUACAGAUCUAUGGAGAAUAAAAGAACUUUGUGGAGAUCCCUGUAAAUGCGAAGAAAGUUGAAGACUUGACAAAGCAAAAUGCAGCAGCUUCAUGUGGACAGCGUCUAACAGAAGUUUUCAGUAUGGAUUAGAUAGGGGAAGUCUCAUAAGGCCACUUCUCACAGAAAAAAUCUUCUCCAUACACUUGUGAUGAUUGCAUAAGUGCUGGUCAGUAUCAGUUAUCCCCCUACCCAUGGUUAUAGGCACCAACAUGUGUGCACUUAUUGCAAGUGGUAAACUACUCAUAUUUAUUCUUAAAAUAAUUAAUUUCUUAUGUGAACUGGCCCUUAUUGCGAUGUUUGCACAUCCCUUUCAUUUUUUAAAGGGUAAUUCUCUAUUUUCACUUACAGUACAGUUUCUCAAAUGGAGGCCAAGAAACCCCUAGGGCAGGGGUAGGGAACAUUGGUUCUCCAGAUGUUUUUUUGCCUACAACUCCCAUCAGCCCCAGCCAGCAUGGUCAAUGGCUGAGACUGAUGGGAGUUGUAGGCAAAAAACAUCUGGAGAGCCAAUGUUCCCUACCCCUGCCCUAGGGGAAGGUUACAGAUCCAUUUGAAGUACAGAGAAUGAGCACUUCUCAGGCCAUCCAGCUAAUGUGAAAAUACAGUGCUGUUAGUUUUCUUGGAAUGUGGGAAGGACCUUAGGGGAAAGAAAAGGGUUUCCUAUUUUUUUUUGGGGGGGAAGAGUAGGAAUUCACAGAGUUGCUUAUCCUACCAGUCACCUAGCUUCUAGUUUACCUUGGAGCACCAGCUAGAAAACGUGCUGGAAAUUAAUUGGUUGAGUAGCGCCAAGGAGGUAAAAUCCUACUACAGUCAUCAGUUACUUCUGAAAUAAAAUUAAAGCAGAUUUCAUUUUAUAUUCUAUUGCUAAGGAUUUCAUUAGAGAGAGAAAUGCCAUAAAUAGCUACUGGUUGUUUAAAAUUGGGCAUACAGACUGUAUGUGAUGUUGGUGCUUUUCUGUUUCUAUAGGCAACUCUUGAAAAAGUUUCCAGUUUUUUCCCCAUCCUGGCUCAGCCAGUCUGUAUCUAGAAAUCAACCAGUAAGGAAGUUUCUUGCUGUCUUUAGUGCUAAAUCUCUUGCAGCCAAAGGGUAAGACUGAUUAGAACUUGUGUCAGGGCCUUUUGAGUUGUGGUAAUAUAGAAUAAGCUGACCCUUGUAAGCCACAUCUAGACAAAAAUGUUUUUCUUAACCUUGCUUUUAAAGUGCAGCCAGUUAGAGGGCUUAUUGUAUUUUGCUCAAAACACAAGUGACUUGCUACAUAUAUUUUGAAAAGGAACUGCCUGGUGUUUGCUGAUGAAUUUUUUGGGGGAGGGGAGUGCUCUGGUUGCUAGUGUUUGAAAACUGCUGCUACAGUAGACUUAAAGCCAAAUGUCUAACUAAAGCAAUUUCCAUUAUUGCGAAAUCAUUUGGCAUUAGUAGGUACAAAUAUAAACUUGAACUCUUACGCAAUAGAGUGUAACAAGGACUUGAAGCUAAGUUCAGAAACACGGAUGCACUAGUGUUAAGAAUCUUGUAAUUAGGCCUGAAGUUUCACAGCAACAUGCUUCUUUCUGAAGCAGAGAUGAAAGAUUACACAAGUGGUGGCCAAUGUUCCCUCUAAGCUAGUGAGCUACUGGCAUUAAAGUUGUGAGCUACUGCAUAAAUUAGUGUGCUCUGGGGUCAUCCUUCCUGAGCUAAGACAAAAAUGUGUGAGCUGGCUCACUCUUACUCAGCUUAGAGGGAACACUGGUGGUGGCUUAUUAAAGUGAUACUGAAAGAUUUCAGGGACAGGGAAGAAGCAGUGCAUCUGAACUUCUAGCUGCAGGACCCCCCUUUGUUCAGCCGGCAGUGAGGAAUAUCUAUACUGCAGUGAUUUGGCCUCUUCUAACCUCAAAGUACAUAAGGGGGAGCAUGUGGAGUGGGCAUAGGAACAAUCCAUAAAUAUGUUUUAAGCUCAGGAGUCCAUCUACACUUGCAAGAAAGAUGACCACUGGGUUGGAUGGGGGAAAUGAGAAUAUUUUGCCUAAUUUUUUUUUAGUUGAGUGCUUAUACCACUCUUGUACUUAACUGAUGAACAAAGCUGUUCCUUUAAAGUACAUCACUCUUACUGAUUAUUCUGUAUGUUAAUUAGGAAAAUAGUACAGACAUGGAUUAUACUUCUUUUCACUAUAAACUGCUUAAAGCGUUUCCUAUUUCCAAAAAUAAUGUAUGGAAGUAUCUCAAAAGACAUUUAACACCACGAGGAACCAGUAGUUUAUUUAGCCAGUAGCUUUCCACCUUAAAAUCAAGGUUCUUCCAGGUAUAUACAGUUAACAUUCAACAUAUGUACAUUUAAUUGUAAAGGCUCUGUGAGUAAAACAACAUUAAAAUUGGCUACCAGCGUACUAGAAUACAGUCUUCAUUUUCAAUAGAGUAAAACUGCAAGGGCUUGAGGUCGUUGUCCAGUUCAAAUUCUUUGCCCUUCAUCUAGGAUAAGAAAAGCAUUGUUAGGUUCAUGUAGUUCAGUACCUUUUAAAAAAGAUUUGAGAACAAGCCACCUCUACUCAGAGCUGAACAGGGCCCACGAUUAUAGUAUGACUGCUCUUCUUUUAAAACAAUUUCAUUCAAUAGCGUGUUAGAGUUCAGUGUUGACUUUUAGCAGUGUGACAAAGUAGUAUUAUUCUGAAUUAAGUCUGAAUUCAUGUAUUGUUGCAUUACUGAACUUAAGCUUACUUUAGAACUUUCAUAGGAUAGUUUCAGUUCUGAACCUGGAAUUCUCAGUAGACGAUACAGCAAUCCUUUGACCUUCUGAAUAGUCAUUGAAUCUGUACAAAAAAGAAUAAUUAAAACUCUCCAUCUGAUGCAUUUACACCACAGCAACUUAUGUUCUAGCAGACAACAGUGACAGUAGAUUUGCAACUCUGAGAAAGCAAUUGUUAGCACCAUCUUAGUUUGAUAUUGUUACUACCUUGACAAAAUUUUAAGCCUUUAUAAGCCACAUUGGAGAAUUUCCAGUUGAUAUAUACAUACUGACCUAAGUGACCUUCAGGAUUUAGUUUGUGGCAUUUGCCCUUUUGUACUCUGACACUAGGAGGAAAGACCUUUCCCUCUACUGAAAAUGUGUCAUUCUGAGACUUCGUAUCUUGAUCACCAAGUUGUGGAUACUAAUUAGCUAAUUAAUUGUGGAUGCCAUAGCUUAAUGCACUUACUGUAUUCUGAACCAAUACAUAUGAAUAGGAAGGUAUUUUUAUAGCAAGACUUGAACGAACAAAUUACUUUAAACAAAAUCCAAUUCUAACAAUGCAAAAUAUUGGCUAAUUUUCCCCAUUUCUUUUAAAGCUUUAGCGGAUGAGACAGCAAUAGUGAGUUAUUCCUCUAUUGUCACAAAAUGUACUUACGUAAAUAUUUUUCUAUAAAAUUUUUGAAAAAGCUGUAUCAUUUUAUGCAACUUGUGAUAAAUGUGAUUUUUAUUUUAGAAUAAAUACUUUUCAAAAUACAGU